AUGGGAAAGUACCAGGCGCAGGAUGUGCAUCCCUGGGGCAGGCUGAGACCUGCGGACUCCAUCGAGCUGGGGGACCUGGUGGUCAGAGUCUAUGGGAAGUCCUAUGGGAAGAAGCUGACCGAGAGGCUGCUGCGAGACAUCAGGACACCAAGCGGUGCCGGUGCCCACUCUGCGAGUGAGAGACAUGGGGAAGUCACUCCCUACAAAAGGCAUUCCAGGAAAGUUGCAGACAGAGAAUGGAAAGUGGAAAAUUCUACCUACAAGGAGAGACCUUACAAAUGUCCCAUUUGUGGGAAAGGAUUCAAUCUGAAAUUAAACCUUAUUCGGCAUCAGAGAAUCCACACAGGAGAGAAACCCUACAAAUGUGGUGAAUGUGGGAAGAGCUUCAGUGACAGCUCCAACCUCGCUCGACAUGAGAGACUCCACCUGGGACUGAAGCCUUACAAGUGUCCUGAGUGUGGGAAGAGCUUCAGUGUGAAAUCAAACCUCAUCCGCCAUCAAAGAAUCCACACAGGAGAGAAACCUUAUGAGUGCCCCAAAUGUGGGAAAAGUUUCAAUGACAGCUCCAACCUCGCUCGCCAUCAGAGAAUCCAUACGGGAGAGAAACCCUAUAAUUGCCCCAAAUGUGGGAAAAGCUUCAGUGACAGGUCCAGCCUUGCUCGACAUGAGAGCCUCCACCUGGGACUGAAGCCUUACAAGUGUCCUGAGUGUGGGAAGAGAUUCAGUGUGAAAUCAAGCCUCAUCCGCCAUCAAAGAAUCCACACUGGAGAGAAACCCUACAAAUGUGGUGAAUGUAAGAAGAGCUUCAAUGAUAGAUCCAACCUUACCCGCCAUCAGAUAAUCCACACAGGAGAAAAGCCCUAUAUAUGCUCCAAAUGUGAGAAAAGCUUCAAUGUUAGGUCCAACCUCACUCGACAUGAAAGCCUCCAUCUGGGACUGAAGCCUUACAAGUGUCUUGAUUGUGAGAGGAGCUUCAGUUUGAUAUCAAACCUCAUCCGCCAUCAAAGAAUCCACACGGGAGAGAAACCCUAUAAUUGCCCUAAAUGUGGGAAAAGCUUCAAUGACAGCUCCAACCUUGCAAAACAUGAGAGAAUCCACAAGAGAGUGAGAUGCAGGAGUGAAGAUGCCACUUCAGACUCCUGGGGAAAGGACAGAUGUGACUUGUGUCGCAGAGAGAAGGGUUUUGCAGAAGUACAACCAGAGAUUUUGCCAGGCCUGGAGGAGAACCAGAAAAUGUACAGGGUUCACUUCCCCCAGGCAGGCUCCUUCAGAUGCUCUGAAACUGAACUGGGGUUUGAGGUGAGGGCAGCUGUGACUGUCAAAUACGAAUAUGAAUCCUGGCGUUGUUAUCAGACAGAACUAGAAAUGCAGCAGUGGAUGGUGGCCGGCCCAUUGUUUAACAUCUGUGCAGAACCGGCCGGGGCUGUGGCAGCUGUGCACCUCCCCCACUUCGUGUGCCUCGCAGGGGGAGAGGCUGACGGCUCCCAGAUGCGAAUCGCCCAUUUCGUUGACGGGAGGAUGACGCUGGAGGAGCCAAUGCAAGUGAUGCCUUUUCAUGCAGUGCUGGAGAACCCCCGUUUCUCUCUUUUCGGAGUUAUUUGGAACCAUUUUAUGCCUAAGCGAGCUCCUCCAGUCCACAGUGUCACACUGCUCUACCGGGCUCUCAGGGCUGAAAAUAUAACUUUCCACCUCUACUUGAUACCUGACAUCUUUGCGUUGAAAAAGGUCAUUGAUGACAAUGAACGAAAAUACAAAUCAAUACGUGUGCGCAAACCUCCUACAACCAAGCCAUUAACCUAUGGCUUCCAUUACGCAGUAUCCAGCACAUCAGAUGUAGAGAUAACACCUGAGGAGCUGGAGUUCCAUUAUGUAGAUCCCCAGGAUGAACACCCAUACGUGGAGAUUUACACCCAGGGCUUGGGGGACAAACUGGAGCUCAGCUUGGUGAAGCAAAGUGAUAGGCAAGUUAUCUGGAAGGCCCUUGUGAGACCAGGUGACAUUGUGCACAGUUCACCAUCAACAGAACGCCACACAGAGCCUUCCCAGACUGGUAGCCAGGACCCGGGC
Molecule: messenger RNA, 2067 nt
Organism: Gopherus evgoodei (Goodes thornscrub tortoise)
Lineage: Eukaryota; Metazoa; Chordata; Testudines; Testudinidae
Product: zinc finger protein 3-like
Exons: 11
Biological process (GO): regulation of transcription by RNA polymerase II
Cellular component (GO): nucleus
Molecular function (GO): DNA-binding transcription activator activity, RNA polymerase II-specific; RNA polymerase II cis-regulatory region sequence-specific DNA binding
Source: RefSeq, a predicted model, not a curated record